CGCCCUCCGAAUCACUCCAGCAACAGGCUCCCGCCAAUUCUGAGCGGGGAGCGCGAGGGAGUCUGGCCGGGGAUGAGACUGGAACGGCUGGACCGGGAUUACACAGGGGGGAAAAAACAGAACCAACCGCUCUAAAAGUAACAGAAACUAAUUAAAUUCGCAGUCGACACGUUAAUGUAAUACCUGGAAAAGACCUGUAGUCGAUGACUAUCCUUAAGGGGCUGUCUACGGAGUCUAAAAAAGCGCUGCCCGUUUAACGUUUCCAGCGCGAGAAGUUGAAGGGCGCGCGGAUGGUGGUUGUGAUGCUCGCGGCCGAGGAGCCUCUGGCCUCCACACCACGAAGAGGCAUGGAUUGUGUGGGCAAAGCUAAUACCAGCAAGAAGCUUGUUCAAGCACGUCUACCUUUCAAAAGGCUCAACCCAGAAACCAAGGAAUGCAGUGAGCCCAAAAGAACCAAAGGUCCGGUUGUCCCCAGGUCUUCUGAACCGAAUGCAUCGGAUGGAGAAAAUGAUGGGGACAGUUCCUCCACCCCGCUGCACCAUGGCCCAGUUCUGGUAAAUGGCCGUGGACCACUUGAUUGCUUCAUGAGCAGGCGGAAGCGUUCCCCGGUCCGCUCUGGCCUUAAAACAAUUGACCUCACCGAAGACUCCAAUGAUGCUGUCAAACAGCAGCCUGUACCUCCGGUUGCUGCCACCUGCCCCCUUAGUGAAGAAACAGAACCAGAACCAACCAGUCCACUGACAAAGAAAGAGACGGAGAAGGACGAAGAUGCCCUACCACUGCUGGACAUUGCUGAGGAGUCUGACACUGAGGAAGAGGAGCAGCAGGAGACUGAAGUCAGUCACGGGAAUGAGUCUGUGCUGUCGACCGAGUCUACCAGCUCCCUCUCAGUGAUAGAGAGCUCACCAGAGCCCAGCAAGAGCGCUCCCACUACCCCUGCCUCUACGUCACAGAUAAGCGCAGCUAGUAAAAUUAAGAGACGAUCCCUUAAGAGUGUCCAAGAGCAGGAGGAGAAGCGGCGACAAAAGGAAGAGAAAGAACGUCAGAAAGAAGAUGCCAAAGCUGCCAAGGAAAGGAAGAAAGAGGAGGCCCGCAAGCUAAAGGAAGAGAAGGAGAGGGAGAAGAAAGAAAAAAAGGAGAAAGAUGAAAAGGAGCGACGAGAAAAAAAGGAGAGGGAGGAGAAGGAAAAGGCUGAUAAACUAAAAGCUAAAGAAGAGCAGCGGCAAAUGAAAAUUGAGGCCAAACUGGAAGAGAAAAGAAAGAAAGAUGAGGAAAAACGGUUGAAGGAAGAGAAAGAACGAAUCAAAGCUGAGAAGGCAGAGAUUACACGAUUUCUACAGAAGUCCAAGACCCAGCUUGCACCAAAGACUCUUGCGUCUGCCUGUGGGAAAUUUGCUCCUUUUGAGAUUAAAGCUAACAUGUCUUUGGCACCACUGACUCGAGUACAGUGUGAAGACUCAGUUCUAGAGGAGCUGGACCAUUAUCUUGCCCAACCUGAUGGCUCUCUGAAUGGACUGAAGGACUGGACAAGGCACAAACCUCGCUGUUCAGGUCCAACCCGGCCAAGUCACAGUGCUGUAAGAGAUUGUGUGGUCGUAACUGACCACCAAAAGGCAGAUGGCGUCCCAGACCGCCACCGUUAUGGCCGCAUGAAACUCCUGCAGUUCCAUGACAACUAUCGUCCAGCUUAUUGGGGGACCUGGUGUAAAAAAAGCACUUGCAUCUCUCCACGCUUCCCACUGAGACAAGACAAGGACUUGCUGGAUUAUGAGGUGGACAGUGAUGAAGAGUGGGAGGAAGAGGAGCCGGGAGAAUCUCUGUCUCACAGUGAAGGGGAUGAUGACGAUGAAGGAGGAGAUGAUGACGACGAUGAUGAUGGUUUCUUUGUGCCCCACGGUUAUCUGUCAGAAGGGGAAGGAGCACUUGAAGAAGACGAGGAGGGUGGAGAUCCCGAGAAACAGAAGGUGCGUCAGAGGAUGAAGGCGCGUGAAUGGGAGAAUGAGCUCAUGUCUAAAGGGAAGGUGAAGGUAUUGGAAUCAGUGGUGCGUGGCUGCCUGUGGGAGGGGGAAGAGCCUGGCCUGGACCUCCUGCAACCGUACGCUAUCUGCAUGCUUGAGCCUUUACCCAGAGACGAGCCCUGUACCCCCGAACAGGACCUCGCACGCCAACAGAGGAAUGAGAAAUUGCUGUCACAGCUGCUGCCCUUGCUGCAUGGGAAUGUGAACAGCAGUAAGGUCAUAAUCAACGAGUUCCUGGAGUUCUUUCGCCAACAAACAUCCUCACCCAAAGAAAGUCCUCAGAAUUUAAGUGACAAUGUCCCGACCAGGAUCCAAAUCAGACGAAUCAUAAAGGAGCACGCCGUGUACGAGAAGCGCUCCACUUACAGACGAUGCUGCUGGUACGUGCAUCCAGAUGUUCUGGCUCGUCAUUCUCAGGAGGCCCUGCCCGUUCCCUGCCAGUGGACCUACCUCACCUCCGGUGCUCAGAUUACCCGCGACGAACACACCGGCUCACAGGGCAACUCGCCCAACACGUCCAGCUCCACCACACCCUCCAACAAGAGGAAAAGCGCCAGCAGCCACUCCAUCACAAAGUAUAUGAAGAAAUGUGGCGACUCUGAACAGACUGAGACAAUGGAGACCGAUGGCUUCCAAGCAGACACUGAAGAGGAUGAAGACGAGGAUUGCAUCAUCAUUGGGGAACAAUCUGGAUCCUCUGAACAGGAUGCCAACACAUCCUUGAGAGAAACCAAUAGAAACACCGAGCCCAUGGACACGAAUGCAUCCGAAACUGCUGCUCUUACCCUACCCUGCCUUACCCCGGCCACCGCCUGAGAUCUGACUCUUUACUGUUAGGUGUGUUAUGCAUGUGAACCAGACACUCAAAAUCUGUUCUACAGUUCGACGGAUCAUACAGUAUUAAAGGUCCCCAGAAUGAA
Molecule: messenger RNA, 2938 nt
Organism: Carassius gibelio (silver crucian carp)
Lineage: Eukaryota; Metazoa; Chordata; Actinopteri; Cypriniformes; Cyprinidae
Gene: chaf1a
Product: chromatin assembly factor 1, subunit A (p150)
Exons: 16
Coding region: 291-2834 (847 amino acids)
Biological process (GO): nucleosome assembly
Cellular component (GO): nucleus; CAF-1 complex
Source: RefSeq, a predicted model, not a curated record